Paramacrobiotus metropolitanus is the source of this 3142-nucleotide messenger RNA. RefSeq names its product 2,3-bisphosphoglycerate-independent phosphoglycerate mutase-like. The coding region runs from base 1226 to 2821 and encodes 531 amino acids. Gene Ontology annotation, biological process: glucose catabolic process. The transcript has 12 exons. The record is from RefSeq and is a predicted model, not a curated record. Lineage: Eukaryota; Metazoa; Tardigrada; Eutardigrada; Parachela; Macrobiotidae. Gene Ontology annotation, cellular component: cytoplasm. Gene Ontology annotation, molecular function: manganese ion binding.
AUGAGUACUAUAUUAGCUGCAUUUUUUACUAUGCAGUACUGAGUACUGCACUUGGAAGUUUAAUAUUUGGCAAGUUUUAGUGGGUUCGGAAAUUGUCUUUCUUCAGUCAGUGACUGUCAGUCUUCAUUUAUCACGGCUUGGCCAAACAAGUACCGCUUGCUCUUCACAUUCUCCCAAAAUCUGUUUUUAUGAAGGACUUGAAAGUGGCAUCUUUUUACUGUUGCCUUUGCGGUUCACUUCACGAAUCUACAUUCAUCAGACGGCUCAUCGGCAGCAUGGCCACUAAGACUGCGUCGACCUUCACAAGGACUACGAAACUUUAAAAGGCCUAAGGCAACCAGGAAAUUCUGUUCGAACUUAACAAAAUUAAAAACCCCUUAAAAACUUAAGAAAAGUAGAACAGUUUGACAUACGCUAGCUCGACUUCGUAACGGGCCCAUGAUUUCUUUAAUUUAGCGACGGUCGAUGAAUUUCAGUCGACGAAAUGGCGGGUCACCAAUGGCAAUCACUAAGAUCCCACCAAGCGCCAUCUGUGUACAUCCCUGCUGAAAUAGCGAUACCGCAUUGUGUAUACUUAUGCAAAAUACAUAGUUCUGAAGUUAUGUAUACUUAUCUUUCUUGAUUGCUAAUAAGCAUGUUUACGCUCCUUCCCUCCAUUUUACAAGAUUUCCCGAUUGAAUAGGAUCAGCCUUGUGCAACACAAGGAUACAAUGUGAUCUCACCCUCCAUAAAUAGCAAAGGCAGCUCAGCUUGGAGCGCUUAUAAAACGUGCACGCAUGACGCACCAGUCGCACCUACAGGCUCUUAUGCGACUUUCCGUUACUCGUAGCCAGGGAAUUACACAGCAUCAGAAAACAUCACCUCAGUGAGAAGUUAAGAUGGUUAUUCGCAUGCGUUUUGCAAAAUAUUCGCAAUAAGAUUGCAAAGUUAACAGCAGCUUUAACCCUUUGGAAACGAAAAUAGCCACGCAAGAUAAAGUUAUUAAGUUAACGACUGAUAUUGUUUUCCUGUCAACAUACUGUACCUGGGGUUUACUACAGGACAUUAAAUAUUGUUUUGGAAUUCUAAGCACGGGAGCGCACAGUAUGUUUUCAGGUGUUCGUUGACAGUAGAUAUAAUUGUCUGUUACGUUAAAUGUCUAAUUUGCUAUUACGUCAGCGUCAAAACAUUUUGACGUGCGAAUGGUAGCGUCCGCCUUUUGGUGUGGACUUAUUCGUUGUAGUAAAUGAAAACGAGCUGUCCUUGCCUUCCUCAAAUGGCUUCCAAAACAAAAGAUAGCAAAGUAUGCCUGAUAAUUAUCGAUGGAUGGGGAUUAUCUGACGAAAAAAAUGGGAAUGCCGUAGCGAGCGCACAUACUCCAGUUCUAACUGAGUUAUCGAAAGACAAAGAACGUUAUACCACAUUAGAGGCAUCCGGGCUAGCUGUGGGACUUCCGCGUGGUCUGAUGGGGAAUAGCGAAGUCGGUCAUCUGAACAUUGGAGCGGGACGAAUUGUUUUUCAGGAUAUUGUUCGGAUAAGUCUGGACGUCGAAAAUCAUAAAAUUGAACGGAACCUUGAAUUUGUUAAAGCCUGUGAGCGAGCCAAAUUAGCUGGCGGAAGAAUUCACUUUGUUGGCCUGGUGAGCGAUGGCGGAGUGCAUUCGCACAUGGAUCAUCUCUUUGCCCUGCUUGAUGCUGCCAAAAUCAACAAUGUUCAAAAAGCAUUUGUUCAUUGCAUUACUGAUGGCCGUGAUACAAGCCCAACAAGUUCUGUUAGUUACUUAACGGCCUUGUCAGCGAAGAUGAACGAUGCCGCAUAUGGAGAAAUUGCGACCGCCGUCGGAAGAUAUUAUGCAAUGGACCGGGACAAACGCUGGGACCGAAUUAAAGUAGCAUUUAAUGCGUUAUACAAAGGCGAAGGAGAGGUUGUGAAUGAUGUGAAUGGCAUGUUGGAGUUGAUAUCGCGUCAUCAUUCCGCUGCCGAAACGGAGCGUUUGCUAGAUGAAUUUCUAACGCCUAUCGUGAUUCGCGGCGACAAUCGGAUAAAAGACGGCGAUACUGUGAUCUUCUUUAAUUUCCGUUCGGAUAGAAUGCGACAGAUAGUCGAGACUUUUGGCCUAGAAAGAAACUUUCCCACUGAUGUGCACCCGCGGGACCUUUAUAUAGCCUGCAUGACGCAGUACAAUUCAGACUGGAGAUUUCCAUUGCUAUACACCCCAGUAAAAGUGCAGUGCACAUUACCAGACUGGAUAUCGUCCAAGAAUCUAUGGCAGUUUCAUUGUGCAGAAACCGAAAAAUACGCUCAUGUAACGUUCUUCUUCAAUGGUGGAAAAGAAAAACAAGUGAUGCGCGAAGACCGGGUUUUGGUAGAAUCACCGAAAGUUGCAACCUACGACAUGCAGCCAGAAAUGAGCUGCUUUGGUGUUGCUGAUAAAGUGAUUGAUGCUCUUGUAUCAGGAAAAUAUGCUUUCGUCAUGUGCAACCUGGCGCCUCCAGAUAUGGUGGGCCAUACAGGAAACUAUGAGGCAACGGUGAAAGCUGUAGAAGCAACUGACUGUGCCAUUGGAAAAAUCUUCGAAGCUUGCAAAAAGUCCGGUUACGUAUUGGUGAUAACGGCCGAUCAUGGAAAUGCUGAACAGAUGGUUGAGAAAAAUAAUGAGCCUCACACGGCGCACACAACUAACAAAGUGCCUUUCAUUCUGUGCAACACGAAGCGGAAGUUUCGUCAGAUAAAACAUUCAGCAGCUCUGUGUGAUAUUGCUCCGACUAUCCUGGACCUUAUGUGCUUGGAGAAGCCGGCUGAGAUGGGAGGCCAGUCUCUCUUGGAGAGUGGCAAAGGUUGAGCUGGAAACGGAUAUCGUGCAUGAAAUCGCGGUCCUUUUUCUGGUUGUUUCAAAUGUUUGCCUCUUUUUGUAAACAGUGAUCAUUGAAAAGAUUUUCUUCUCGAUGAUGUUAACGAUUUUUGUUCCUGCACGUCGCUUGACUCCAUGGCACAGUCGAGCGAAAGGUUCUAGGAAAAACCAAAGUUAUACUCUGACUCACAGUGUUCCAUAAUGUAAAACAGUACGGCGUCCUCAUCUUCCAGAUCCUCGUCGUCGUCAUUUGUAAAAACUGGUGCUUGGGUAUAAGAAGCCGUAUGAUGCAUGGCAAGAUUAUUGCAAGCU